This is a messenger RNA of Hansenula ciferrii, 408 nucleotides long. RefSeq lists its product as uncharacterized. Gene Ontology annotation, cellular component: mitochondrion. Bases 1 to 408 code for a protein of 135 amino acids. The transcript has a single exon. The record is from RefSeq and is a predicted model, not a curated record. Lineage: Eukaryota; Fungi; Ascomycota; Saccharomycetes; Phaffomycetales; Wickerhamomycetaceae.
AUGAUACUAGCUAGAUUCUCACCAUUUGGUAUUAGAUCAUCAUUAAGAGUGGCUAGUGUGAGGCCAUUUACCACGACAAGGUUUUUAUUUAAUAACCAGUUGAAUAAACCCAAAACACCACCAACUCAUCAAGAUAUAGAUAUCAACUCAGAUGCUUAUAAAGAUCAUCCAAUUAUCAAGAGAUUACCAAAAUCAAUGAAGAAAUAUGGUAAAAGAUUUGUUAAUGCUCCUGUGUCACAUCUUACUGCUUUUGUAAUAUUACAUGAAUUUACUGCAGUGGCUCCUUUCUUAGGGUUAUGGUAUGCAUUUCAUAGUUUUGGAUUUUUACCAGCAGAUAUACCUUCAUGGAUUCUCGUGAAAGGUUCAGGUGUCAUUGAAACUAUAGUGAGUAUUCAAGAAAGUAUUUAG